AGGGCGCGGCUCCCCGCAGGCUCCGGGGGGCGGCCCCGAAAGCUGCCGGCGGGGCUCCCCGCUACGCCUCGGUCCCGCCCCGCCUGGGCGGUGGCCGGGAUCGGGGCUGGGGCUGGGGCCGGGUCGCGGAGCUUCUCGGCGGGCGGCAGCCAUGCGGGGCGGCGGGCUUCUCCUGGCGGCGCUCCUCGCCCUCCUGGCACCUGGCAGAGGCAAUGGCGAUGACUUCAGGUUAGAAGAUGCAUUUGGAGUACCUUCAGAGAAACCUCUUCCGACUAAGAAGGCACCAUCAGACUAUGAUGGGUUUAGCUUGGAAGAUGCUCUUCAGCCUGGUGACCCCAAGCCAGGUCCGCCUGCAAAGCCUAGAGACUCUGAUAACCCGAAGCCAGGUUCACCUGCUAGAGACUCUGGCAGCUUUGAUGAUACGGAUCUAUACAAUGGUGAUUUACCAAGAGGAGGAGGUGGCGGCGGUGGUGGCGGUGGACAAAAGGACUCAGGUCCAAAUAAGGUUGAAGAUGGUGAGGCUUCUCAGGGAGCAAUAGCUGGAAUUGUAAGCGCUGUCGUUGCUACUGUAAUUGGAGCAGUGUCUAGUUUCAUUGCUUAUCAAAAGAAGAAACUUUGUUUCAAACAAAGUGCAGAUGAAGAGAAUGUGAAUAUGGAUAGCCAUAGGGGAGCGCAAUCUGAGCCACCUGGUAAGAGAAGAAUCUAGAUGGAAGACCAAAUUUUUGUUCAGCGCACGCUUCUGGGGAACUAAGAGAAAUCCUGAUGAAGAACAGACCAUUGAAACUGGAUAGGGAGCCUGAAAAAAAAAAAAGGAAGCAAAAAAAAGCAUAAUGUAAACAGCAGAGUCUGAAGCUGCGUGAGAAAACAGUCCAUGUUUGAAACAUUUUAGGGAGCGUGACUUAGACCUGAGUACUUCUGUAUGGCUACCCCGUGAAGCAAUGUUGCACAUCAAUAUAUGGCCUUAAUGACAGGAGUGGAGAGUGAUGUUGUUCUUUCCUUUACUCCUGUGACAAAUGGGUGUGCCUCAAGUGCAUUCAGUAUGUUUUACUUUUCUUUACCUUUCCAAAAACAAUAAGCAAUUAAUGAUUUGUUAUGUCAUAUCUUUAGGCAGUGUAAAUGUUUUUUUGUUUGUUUUGUUUUGUUUUUAUUUUAAAUCCUGUAUGAAGUCAAUGUACCAACCAACAAACAUGGUUUAUGUUGUGGGCACCUGAAAGCAAAUGAAAUGGCUCAUUUUGUGUGGAUAAUGGAUCUCAGUGUGGGUGCUGCUCAUACAAUCUGUGUAGCUGCCUUGGUCAGCCACUAAGGAAGUGAUAAUUGUUUUUGAGCAUCCAAAAGACAAAAAAUCAGAGUUUUGUUUUUGAAUUUUUUUUUCCAUUUCAUCUGUCUGGUACAGAUUCAGAACAAACAAACUAGUCCACCCAGACCCUUCAUCCUUUCUGGCUCUUCUUCUUGCUUAGCAACUACUGAGCUGGUCAGAUGUGGAAAAGCCUGAUUGACAAACUAGAGCCAUAAUUGGAUUUUGUACAACUUGUGAGAUUGAGGUUUGGCAACUCUCUGGACAGUUGUGAAUGAAGUACUGGGGAGUGGAGAUUAACAUCAUCACGCCUGCAUAAGCAAAAUUUUAAUAGAAAAUACUUUGAAUUCAGAAGGCUCCUAAUACACUUAGAAGGCGAAAACAGUACUUUGAUUCAGAAAUAAAGAAUAACAAGACUGACCAGAGCAACCCAGCCUCACUCCACAAGCAUCCACUGAACAUACAUGUGAAGAAUGCUUUUGGAUUCGUGAAGGAUUGCCAUCGGGAUGAAGGGCCAUGAUUACAUCCUCAGUUGAAAGCACUUGUGAAGUUUGCUGUGGCUUCUGAAAGCCACAGGGAGUUUUCAAGGAUCUGUGGAAACAUGGAAAACUGUGCACUUCAUAACAGUUAAAGGACUGAGUCUGAAAUAAUAACUAGUUCCGUCUGGAUGGAAUAGUCCAACCAGUUCUGUUGGCUUUCAUUCUAAGUGGUUCCAAUUUUCAUGCAAUUUUACUGUAUGUCUUACUAAUAUGCUUCAGCCACCUGGCAGAGUUCUAGAGAAAGAAGAUAUUCCAUUGAAUAUCUUAAAAGUCAUUGUGAAUUUGGAUAUUAAACAUGCACAUCUGUGCAUUCAAAUAUGAAUGUAUGCCAAUUAUAAUUCAUUUAAGAAUUUCUUGUACUUUUUAGCCUGCAACAAAGCUUUACACAGACUUUUGUCAUGGAAUUUAUUUGUAUACCUCUUCUUUUCCCACUUCUGCUUUUAACAUGAAAGUGCUAAAACCUUUAAGUGUUUUCAAGGGUGGAAAAGUGAUUUAUACAUAAACAUUUGAUCUAUGUAAAUAAAAGAAAUUAAAUGUACAGCUUAUCUGCAUGAAUAAAUAUAUAAAUGCCAAGCGUAGAGGAAACAAAAACAAGCCAGUCUUUGUUAAGGAAAGAAUGAGGGGGAAGCUCAGAGUAGCUUCGGUUAACCAGGUUCUUGAAUCCUUUUCCAGUAUUUGCAAGCCUAAAAAAAAAACCUUACUAAAACCCUCCUGUCCUGUGAUUUUUCUAAAAAUAAAUUUUAAAAUUAAAAAAAAAAAA
Anas platyrhynchos (mallard) is the source of this 2593-nucleotide messenger RNA. Its product is annotated as CD99 molecule (Xg blood group). NCBI's taxonomy places the organism in Eukaryota, Metazoa, Chordata, Aves, Anseriformes, Anatidae. The record is from RefSeq and is a predicted model, not a curated record. Gene Ontology annotation, biological process: positive regulation of neutrophil extravasation; homotypic cell-cell adhesion; T cell extravasation. Gene Ontology annotation, cellular component: plasma membrane.